This is a messenger RNA of Ceratosolen solmsi marchali, 602 nucleotides long. RefSeq names its product acyl-CoA-binding protein homolog. NCBI's taxonomy places the organism in Eukaryota, Metazoa, Arthropoda, Insecta, Hymenoptera, Agaonidae. Gene Ontology annotation, molecular function: fatty-acyl-CoA binding. The transcript is spliced from 3 exons. The record is from RefSeq and is a predicted model, not a curated record. Bases 241 to 507 code for a protein of 88 amino acids. Gene Ontology annotation, biological process: fatty acid metabolic process.
GCCGCGAAUAGAGCAAGGGGGCAGUCGCGGGGAUGUGAUCGCGGCUCGAGUCGCUUCCUCGCGCGCUUAUCGUGUGCAAGACAACGAGCCGAUUAGAUUAGCCGGUUCCCGCGCGUGUCCGUCCCCCUCCCCGAAUGAGUCUCGACCAUCGCACGGUACUCGGCCGCUGACAUAAGCCCCCGAAAGCGGCGUAGCAGUUGCCAACGAGUAGCCGGCCAAUCGACAGCUCUCGCCGCCGUAAUGUCGCUCGAACAGGAAUUCAACGAUGCUGCGGAGAAGGUGAAAAACCUGCAGAAGAGACCAACGGAUCACGAAUUGCUCGAGCUCUAUGCGCUUUUCAAGCAGGGCAGCCUCGGUGACGUCAAUACAAGUAGACCAGGAAUGUUUGAUCUGAAAGGCAAGGCAAAGUGGGAUGCAUGGAGCAGCAAGAAGGGGAUGAGUAAAGACGAGGCGAAAGAAACCUACGUUAAAUUCGUCGAGACGCUACUUAAGAAAUACGAGGAAUAGUCCAGUGUUUCACUGGUUGGUGCUUGCAUUGCAAUUCAUGCAAUCGAUUGGUUUAUUAAAUUCGUUGAAAAUAUGCCCGUUGCAUCAAUUUCCGU